Messenger RNA from Phaeodactylum tricornutum CCAP 1055/1, 2155 nucleotides. RefSeq lists its product with no specific name. The transcript is spliced from 4 exons. Gene Ontology annotation, cellular component: membrane. Gene Ontology annotation, biological process: stabilization of membrane potential; potassium ion transmembrane transport. The record is from RefSeq and is a predicted model, not a curated record. The coding region runs from base 278 to 1996 and encodes 572 amino acids. Lineage: Eukaryota; Bacillariophyta; Bacillariophyceae; Surirellales; Neidiaceae. Gene Ontology annotation, molecular function: potassium ion leak channel activity.
CGAUUCAACAAACAGCCACCUUUCUCAUCGGUUUCAUCAAUUUACUCUCUACUGAAAGAAUAUCUAAUGAUCGAAAGAGAAUCCGUCGAUCCUAUCCGUUGUCCUCCAUUGUGUACUGUAGCUUCAAGAGAAGUGUCAGCAUUGCGGAGGUUAGAUUGGUUGCGGGGCUUGGUUAGAUCCCUGAAUCGUGGUGAACGGAAACCCACGAUAACGUCGCCUAACUGACUUUGAGGUUACGACAAGAGGGGGUUGAUUGUUUUUCCACUGAUCUACUAGGAUGAAGCUCGAGCAGGAAAUCCGGAUUGUUUCUGGAAACGCCGACAGCAGCGCAGAGUCGGAUAUUCUAGACACCCACGAAAUUUCCAUACAGUUGUCUGGUACGACGAGCACCAAUGAAUCAGACCAUUCCUCGUUUCGCCCGUCUGUAGACGACACCAGCGUGGAGGGCUGCUCGAUUGAACAGGAGGAUCAGCUACCGAUCAUGAAGAUAAAGGACAAAGAUAACGUCGGGAGCCGCUGCUAUCUUAUAUUCUGUCGAGGAUGGUACGGCUGCCAUGGAUACAGUCGCGUUAUCGAAGCCUGGCCUCGAACCUCGGCUUUUGUAUUCGGAGUUGUCGUUCCACUUUUCACUUUAGUUGCCGUGGCGCUACUUUUUGGGUUUUUCCUAUCCAAACUGGAAGGCCCACCCGAAAUCGAAGCCAACGAUCAUCUUUUGGCGGCCCAUACGGAAGCUGAAACUCUGGUGACCAUCGUGAGCAACUUUACUGGACUAUUACCCCAACUGUGUAUCAAAUUGUAUUUCGACAACCAUUCCAUUUUAGAGCUGGGUCCCGCGUUGUUCGAUCGUCUAGUAGACGGUGCUCUCGAUGAAUCUGAGGAUUUGAAGGUGGAACAGUUGGUGAACCGCAGUCUUUUGUCGAUCGAUACGGAGGAGCUUUAUACCUACAUGGAAGCUUGUGGCAACGAUGCAAAACCGAUCACGAGCUUUUUGGCGGAACGUGCAGCUAAUGCAUCUAAGCGGGUUAGUGGAGACUUAAGUUUUAAUUGGGUACGAUGCUAUCCGGGUGCGGAUGGUCUGGGGGGGACCGGUCAAUCCGACAUUUGGGCUACUGGUCAAAGCAUCGAAGAAAUUCGUCCCGCGGCUCAAGUACAGCAUUUUCAAAGGGUAUGGGAGUUGGAUCGGCAGCGCAUAUACCAUGAAACAUUGAGAGAAUCUUUGAAAGAUCCGCAUUACCGUGGUUCAGCGGGGGCGCUUAGAUUAGCCGCGUUUGAUUAUUCCAUUGCACAAGCAUCGGGGGCCGUAGGGUGUGAACUGAACGGGGUCUCAGCAACAUGGUUCUGGUUCACAGUGAUGACAACAAUUGGAAGAGCUCAAAACUCCAUCUUCUUAGGUUAUGGGAAUCACGCUCCAGUCACUGACGGUGGUAGAACGAUGAUCUUCACACUCGGGUUCAUGAGUGUGAUUUUGUUUGGAGCAGUUCUAAGUCAAGCUGGUGCUGUAGUUUCGGCUAUUUUAGACGAUAGUGUCAAAAGAAUCCGACUGCAGGUUCUCUCGUGGCCUUCCGUCUCUUGCCUCAUCUGGGGUUCUCUAUACUAUGCGUGGAUGCUUGUGAUUGCAUUUGUGACGCAGCAGUGGAAAGUGGGUCGAUUGGGAGAAGCAUUUCCGUUCAACGAAGGCUACUGGUUUGCUUUUAUCAGUACGACAACAGUUGGAUUAGGUGACGUUUUUUUGGAGCCCGAAGUGAUUCGCGGAGAUGAUUUGAUUGUCUUUCCCCCCUUGUUUUUAAUCGGAUUUGUUUUCUUUGCUGCUUUUCUUCGAAAAUUCGCCGAGAUGGUGCUAUUUGCACUUGCGAAGGAAAACAAGAAGACGCUGAUACAGUCUCUUCUAUCACGGUUGGAAUCGACAAAUGGACUUCCCACUGUUUUGAUCGCGCCAGGAAUGGAUCCUGAUGCAGACAAUGAAAGGAAGGAUCCGCAGGAAAGCAUUGGUGUAUAGACAUAUUUCGUAAGAAAUUGGUCAAGUUAAAGUAUUGGCGCUUUUCAUAUUGCCUCAUCAGAUGUUCUGUCACAGUGUGGAUUCUUUUCAUUCCUUUCCAGUCUAUCAUUGCCUAGCAGCGAUUUUAAGGUUUCCCAUGUGUGGCUUACAAGAGAUUUU